Messenger RNA from Pochonia chlamydosporia 170, 873 nucleotides. Its product is annotated as alpha/beta hydrolase fold protein. Lineage: Eukaryota; Fungi; Ascomycota; Sordariomycetes; Hypocreales; Clavicipitaceae. The transcript has a single exon. The record is from RefSeq and is a predicted model, not a curated record. Gene Ontology annotation, molecular function: epoxide hydrolase activity. The coding region runs from base 1 to 873 and encodes 290 amino acids.
AUGUCCUCCACAACCACCGCCUUCAUCGAAGCCAACGGCGCACAAGUCUUCUACAGACAAGCCGGCCCAACAACACCCAACACACCCACGAUCCUCCUCCUCCACGGCUUCCCAUCCUCAUCCCACCAGUUCCGCAACCUGAUCCCCCUCCUCGCCGCCAAGGGCUACCGCGUCAUCGCCCCCGACCUCCCCGGCUACGGCUUCACCACCGUCCCCCCAACCUACACCCACACCUUCGACAACCUUGGCACCACCAUCAACGCAUUCACCUCUGCGCUCUCCCUCCAAAAAUACGCAAUCUACAUCUUCGACUACGGCGCCCCAACCGGCCUCCGCCUCGCGCUCGAAAACCCCGACAAAGUAGUCGCCAUCAUCAGCCAGAACGGAAACGCCUACGACGAAGGCUUCGGCGCGGAAUUCUGGGCCCCCAUCCGCAAGUACUGGGCUUCGGGAGCAAAGGAGGACAGAGAAUCUCUCCGCGGCCUCUUGGAGAUGGAUGCCACCAAGUGGCAGUACACGUUUGGCUCGCCCAACGCGGACAAGGUCCAGCCGGAGGCGUACGCGCUUGACCAGGCGCUGAUGGAUCGUGUGGGCAACAAGGAGAUUCAGCUGGAUCUGUUUUACGACUACCGCAACAAUGUGCCCCUGUAUCCCAAGUUCCAGGAGUAUUUCCGCACUUCAAAGGUUCCCGUGUUGGCUAUCUGGGGGAAGAACGAUGCUAUUUUUGUGGCGCCUGGUGCGGAGGCUUUUAGGAAGGAUGUUGAGAAGUUGGAGGUGAAGUUGCUGGAUGCUGGGCAUUUUGCGAUUGAGACAAAUGAGCAGGAAUUUGCGGAUUCUAUUGUUUCGUUCUUUGAGAAGUUUAAUGUGUUUUGA